Molecule: messenger RNA, 2287 nt
Organism: Hyposmocoma kahamanoa
Lineage: Eukaryota; Metazoa; Arthropoda; Insecta; Lepidoptera; Cosmopterigidae
Product: probable E3 ubiquitin-protein ligase RHY1A
Exons: 5
Coding region: 134-1282 (382 amino acids)
Source: RefSeq, a predicted model, not a curated record
GAUAACGUCACUAAUAUAAAAAUUGCGUUGUAGUCAAAUUGAAAGUUGGAACGUCGAAAACCUCAAAGCGAAAAUAUUUUUCGACGUACGCAUACGCAACAUCCGAUACGCAAUUUAAUUUUAAUUUGUAAAAAUGAGUGUACGCGAAGAUGAGCAGAGAAAAAACCCGAGCCGUGGUCUUGGACUGGCUGCGGCUGCCAUUGGUGUGGGGGUUGGGGCAGCCUUGUACUACUUCUUCAGCAAGAGGCCUGAGCAUCCAAAUUCCGAAGGUUCUACGAGUGAAAACUGGCAUUGCGAGCAUCCACAAACCUUGUACGGAUCUCUCGCUGACACAUCAUAUACAACUGUAUCGGAACACACUACCACAGACACCAGUGUUUACGAUUCAAGUCACACCUGGGACAACGAAGAUUCAUUUAGCACAUAUCAUGAUUCAUUCACAUCUGAUCAUGAUUCAUUCACAUCUGAUCAUGAUUCAUUCUCAUCUGAUCAUGAUUCAUUUAGCAUGAUUUCAUCCGAGUCUGAAUAUGAAAGCGCAUCAAAUGUGUCUGGCAGUGUUGGAGACAUUUCUAGAAAUACGUCCAUCGAGAAUGUUUACGAUGAACCUAUUUUAGAAAUCAAUGAUACAACACCUGUUCAAAUUGAAGCUGGCAGUGUUGAGACGGAUCAGGAAAUGUAUGUCAUAAAUGAAUCUGAAAUUGUAACGAAUGGUACAGCAAAUGGACUCUCAUUUGAAAUCGACUUAAUGACUGAUCCAACAGUUGAUAUCAAUGAUACCACAACUGCUUCGGUUGCAUUUGAAAUAACUGAACCAUCUGAAACAAGUGAGUCGGGAUGGCAAGAGACUAGUGAAUCAACAACAUCGACCUUUGAAACUUCAAAUACAGGAAACACUGUAUCAAUUGAUGAAAGAGACGAUUGGGAUGUAACAAAUACGUCUUUAGAUGUGCCUGCUUCGAAUGAUACAUCUCCAAGUCGAAAUUCACCCUUGUCUAGAAUUUAUAAGGGUUGGAGUAGUAUUAUUGGUAGUAGGACACGCACAAGAAGCGGAAGAAGACAAAACGAACAGAUAACCGAAGAGGAGCAAAUGGCCAUUCUAAGACAAGAAGCCUUCCGUGAACGCUCGUGGUCCCUUGAAGAAUGUUCAAUCUGCUUCGAAGUGAUGCUGAAGGAUCAGCCGUUGAUGCAGCUGCCCUGCGCUCACAAUUUCCACGUCGCCUGCAUUGGGCCUUGGCUACAGGAGCAGCAGACUUGCCCCAACUGCCGCAAAAGCGCUGAAUGAUGACAUGUAUAGUAAUCGAAUCUUGCUCAUCUCAAUCAAGACUAUAAAGCCAGCUGGUACUGAGCUGACAUACACCAACAUUUAAAACAUGGACAGUAAUCUACAUUGAACGUUCACGCUUUGGACAACUAUUAACGGGUUCAGUGUUUCAUUGCGCCUACAAAAUUAAACGUUCACGCAUUGGACACUAAAAGUAGCUGAACCUUAACACGUAGGUAAAUAAUUGUCUUGAUAAGUUGAGCACCACAACAUGAACUGGAUGUUUGAUUGGACAUACAAGUAAAAUUAGGUAAAUAUUCAUGGGCAUUGGACACGCGAAAUGCGUUGGACAGUGAUACGAAUUGGCAACUAAAACAGAUUGAACGUUCACGCAUUGGACGUGCAAAAUGAUGUAUAAACGUUUAUGUAUUGGACAAAAUGGAAUGAUAUUUAUUAGUGCCCGACGUGCUUUCUGUUUAUUGCGUAUGUACACUCCUGGACACAAUUCGAGUCACCUUACAUUAAAUGCCAAGCUUAAAACAUAUUUGAUCAAAAACGAUACUCUGCGAAACGAUAUGCUGCAGUAGCGCCACUGCUAAUUUUCGUACACUAUCUAGUGGCGCUAGUUUCAUACACUAUUUAGUGCUACUAAAAUGUGUUACGUUCUUGUUGAAGAUUUGAAUUUGUAAGACUGGGGAGAACUUUUUCUUCUUUGAUGGUAACUUUUUUGGUUUGUUUGUGUUUGAUUGCUAAUUUUUAUUUGUAUUCUAGUCCCUUUAACAAUAAACAUGCAAAGUGAUUCGAAUUAUGUGACCGGGAGUAUAAAUUGUAAAAAAGAAAAAUAAUAUCUUUUCUUUUAAUUAAAUAGCAACGAACUUACUUCUCUCUUUAAUCGAAUAAUAGGUUUAAUAAUUAAGAAACUAGUAACUAGCAUACCGAUUUGAAGAAUUUUUUUUUAAUAAAUUAGUAUAAUUGAAUUUUUAUGUAAAUAUGGUAGGGUGCUUAUUGUGUCUGUAUUAGUAAUGG